Messenger RNA from Oncorhynchus masou masou (cherry salmon), 5446 nucleotides. RefSeq names its product obscurin-like. The transcript has 24 exons. Gene Ontology annotation, molecular function: ATP binding; protein binding; protein kinase activity. The record is from RefSeq and is a predicted model, not a curated record. Gene Ontology annotation, biological process: protein phosphorylation. NCBI's taxonomy places the organism in Eukaryota, Metazoa, Chordata, Actinopteri, Salmoniformes, Salmonidae. The coding region runs from base 1 to 4623 and encodes 1540 amino acids.
AUGGUGAAGCAAUGGCUGCAGACAGACUUCCACCCCACCUCUGUUGUCAAAAUGCUCUUCCAGCCUGGAUACCCUCAGCCAGCCGAGGGUAGCCAAGAGGAAAGGGACCCUACCGCCAGAGGACACGUGGAGGCUCCACAGUUCCCCACUGAGCUUGAGGAGAGACCGGAGGUUGAGGAGGAACUUUAUGUUCCUGAGGCCAUAGAGGAAAUGCCAACAGCUCCUCCCUCCAUCCAGGUGCCGGUGGAGGACCUGUUUGUGGAGCCUGGUCAAUCAGCUACCUUCACCAUCAUCAUCACAGGAAGGCCCACCCCCGAGAUUCAGUGGUACAAGGAUGGAGAGGAGCUGUUGGCCACUGAGAAUGUGGAGGUGGUCCAGAAUGGUGCCCGCUGCUCUCUGACUGUGCUGUGCCCGGAGAGUGAGGACGGUGGCAUCUACACCUGCUGGGCCUAUAACGACUUAGGACACACCUCCUGUCAGGCUCAGCUGACAGUGGAGGAGGGUCCACUGGAGUCGCAGGAGAGAGAGGUGGAGCUUGGGAAGAGGAGGAAGCUGCUGUCUGUGUAUGACGUCCAUGAGGAGAUUGGGAGAGGCACGUAUGGGGUGGUAAAGCGGGUUACCCACAGGAGGACGGGUGAGGGCUUUGCCGCCAAGUUCCUGCCCCUGAGGAGCAGUACGAGGACCAGGGCGUUCCAAGAGAGGGACCUGCUCUCCCGGCUGGCCCACCCCAGGGUGGCCUGUCUGCUGGACUUCUUCUCUACACGGAGGACCCUGGUCCUGGUCACUGAAGCCUGCUCUUCUCGCGGUCUCCUUGAUCAUUUGCUGUCGAAGGGAUCAGUCAGCGAGAGAGAGGUGCAGAUGUACAUUCAGCAAAUCCUGGAGGGAGUUGGUCACAUCCACAGCAUGAACAUCCUACAUCUGGACAUCAAACCGGACAAUAUCCUGAUGGUGUUUCCACCCAGAGAGGAGAUCAAGAUCUGUGACUUUGGCUUCUGUCAGGAGAUGGACACUUCCAGACACCAGUACAGCCAGUUUGGCACCCCUGAGUUUGUGGCCCCUGAGAUCAUACAUCAAGACCCCGUCACUACAGCAAGUGACAUCUGGUCCAUUGGUGUUGUGGCCUAUUUAUGUCUGAUGUGCCGCUGUCCGUUCACGGGGGAGACGGACCGGGCCACUCUGAUGAGGGUGGGGGAGGGGACACUGAACUGGGACGCACCCGACCUCACCUACAGGAGCACCGGUGCCCAGGGCUUCCUCCGCACGGUCCUGCAGCCAGACCCAGUAAAACGACCAACUGCAUUUGAGUGUCUGGGGCACGAAUGGUUCCAGGGUGAACAUGAGGAUGAGACUGACGAUAUCAAUACAAGGGCUCUGAAAGUCUUCAUCUCAAGGAGAAAAUGGCAGCGUUCUCUGACCUGCCUUGGCUCGGUGCUAAUCCUGAAGCCCAUCCCAGAGCUGCUGGAUGCCCCUCUUCGGGAGACCUCCAUCACAGCCCCCCGGGACCCCCAUGAGCCGAGCAGCACCUCCAUGAGCAGCGGCUCCUCCUCUGAGUACGACGAGGCCGAUGCCUGGGACUUCUUCCACCAUUGCACCACAGCUGACGAGGAUGAAGACGAGGAGGAGGAAGAAUUUGACCCUCUCAUGGAGAGAGCCAGGAUCCCUGAGCCCUUUGCCAAACUGAAAUUGGAGGAAGAGGAGGAGGGGACCAUGGAGGAGGAGGACGAGGAGGAGGAGGAGGAGGAGGAGAUGGGAGGACAGAUGAGAGUGCUGGAGAGGAGCCUAAGCAGGCAGUCUAUAGGGUCCUCGGAUGCGUCACAGCAGCCGACCCCCCAGAGGGAGAGGAGGGUCAGCCGAGAAAGCAGCCCGUCCCUAUACCUCUCCGAGGGGGAUGAUGGCUCCGCGUCCGGGAGUGAAGGAGGCUGCAUCGCCAGGAGCAGCCUGAUCCGCAGCACUUUCUACAACAGCUCCGCGCAGCUCUCGCCAAUGUCCGCUCGCCACAUGACCCUCAGGGACAAGUUCCAGGCCAAGAAGCAGGAGAGGGGCCGCAAGCCGCUCCGCAGAAGCCUCUCUAGCCGCCUCAACGAGCCUCUCAUUGAGUAUGUGGAGGACGAAGGCGAGACCAAUCACGGGCAAAGGCGAGGGUCUUUGCAGUCGUCCAUGCUCAAGUCCUGCUCCUUUGACAGCGGGGUCAGCCUCUCGCACAAUGCACCACCACAGAGGAGGAGCAAGUCGUUGGACGAGUACUCCCGACGCUCACCAGGAUCCGCCAAACGUAGAGAAGAGGAGAGUGCUUUGAAUCUUAAGGAGGUGUUCACUGACAAGGAGGAAGAGGAGAAGAGCUUGGACAUUCCCCCUCUCCAAGUGAGAGGUAGAAGAGGUUCAGUGGCAGUGGCUCCCAAACAGCUUACGGCCAGGCUUCAGGAACUGUGUGCAAAAUCGCCCCAUGCUGGUCCAGAGAAGAGCCUCAGGCCAGAGGAGGAGGCGGGGAACCUGGCUGGCUCUCAGUACUCCCUGGCUGAGUCCCUCAUCUUGGAGCAUGGCUCUGAGGGCUCCAGCAGGCUGGACUCUUGUGAGGAGCUGUCCCACGGCUACCCUGCAGCCACACAAAGAGGGAGAGCAGGGGAUGAGUAUGAUGACCAGGAGGAGCCCCUGAUCACAACGUCCCCCUGCUCCCUGCUCCAGGGAUCUGAGGGUGUGGAAGCUAAUAAUGAGCCCCAGUGCCGGAGCGGCCAACUUCAGAUCCCACCGAGAAGGACAACCCACCCCAAUCAGAACUCAACGGCCAGAAAUAAUGGUAAGGCAGAGAAGACGAUCCUGCCGGUGAAAACCAGCCCCAGCCUGUCCUUCAAGGCCCCAGAGAGACCCUCGAGGGCCAGCGACACAGAGGCACAUCUCCAGAGGCACUCAUCCACCCCGGCCCUCCAGGCCAAACCGCCCACGGGGAAGUCUCCCAGGAUGUCACCCAAGGUUGGGUUGAUGAAUCUGUUACGUAGGCAGUCCUGGGCGGGGCAUUCCUACUCACAACUGGAGGGCACGGAGCAGGGACCCACGCUAGGGGAAUUGGAGCACAAAACCCCCACCAUGUCACUCAGGAAAAAGAUGAGGGCAUCAGCCUCUAGCCUCACCAAGCUGUUCACCAAAUCGUCCAGCAAGGAGGACUUAACGAAGGGAGGGCCGAUUGUAAAGGGUUCCUCUCCUGCUCCACCUGAGCAAAAGGCGAGUGCUGGCUUGGAGAGUGCUAAAAAGAAGUCCACAUUAUUUUCAUUUAAAAUACCUAAAAUACCUGCAUUCAAGAAGAACAAAGAGAUGCUCAUCCACCUGACCAGGCCUGAUGUGCACCAAUUGGAGGCAGGUGGAUUUCUGCUGGUAUGGAGACCAGUGCAGUCCAGCGACCCAGUCGUUUACUGUGUUCAGUACAGCACAGACGGUGGGGAGUGGAAGCUACUGUGCGAGGAGGUGACAGACAGUUGCUACGUAGUGAAGGACUUACUCAGAGGAGCAGGAUACGUAUUCAGGGUGGGCUGCAUCACCAAGAAGGGGGCAGGACCUUUCAGCGACCCUUCGCCCCCUGUUGUUAUGGCAACUCAUCCUAAAGAGACCCACAUUCCCCUCAUCCAGACCGAGUACCCAGGAUCAAAGGGCAGUGGGUCAAGAGGUCAACCUAGCCACAAGACCUACAGCUUCCUCGCAGAGAUCAACAGGGGUCGUUUCAGCGUGGUGACCCAGUGUCAGGACGGCCAGAGCCAGCAGCUGUUUGCUGCCAAGAUCACCCCUUACAGGCCAGAAAAUAGAGCUCUGGUGCUCAGGGAGUACCAGCUGCUUAAGAAGCUCAACCACCCCCACCUGGUGCAGCUGCACACGGCCUACAUUACCCCCCACUGCCUGGUGCUUAUCCAGGAGCUGUGUGCUGGCAGAGAGCUGCUCUACAACCUGACUGAGAGAGAUCUUUAUGCUGAACUCCAUGUAGCAGAGCUGCUGGCUCAGAUCCUGAGUGCUGUGGACUACCUGCACAGCCGCCGCGUCGUCCACCUGGACCUCAAGUCGGACAACAUGCUGGUGACGGACCGCAACGUGCUGAAGAUCGUAGACCUGGGCUCCGCUCAGUCUUUCACACCCGGACAGACACUCAACAUAGAGGACAUUCCGGGACAAGAGAAAGAGACUCCAUCGAGCGCCUCUCCACAGACAACGGGCAGAAACAGAAUGGCAGAUGGGGCUCCAGAAAUCCUCGACGGACAAGGAGUCGGACCUGAGACCGACAUCUGGGCUAUUGGGGUUUUGGCUUUUAUAAUGUUGAGUGCAGAUAGCCCGUUCCAUUCAGACCUCAACUGGGAGAGGGACAGAAACAUCCGGAAGGGGAAGAUCCAGUUUGGCCGCUGCUACCCUGGCUUGUCAGAGGGAGCAAUCAACUUCAUAAAGAACACACUGAGCAUCAAGGCCUGGGAGAGACCCUCGGCGGCUGAGUGCCUCCAGAACCCGUGGGUACGAGGCGAGCGGGCCCCCUCCAAACACAGAGACUCCAUCUUGUGUUUCUCCACUGACAAGCUGCAGGCUUUCCUCACGGAGAGAGAGGUGAAACGAGACCAGGUCCGCACCAAGCUGCAAGGCCCGUUCUUCCAAUAAUUACACUUCUCUCUGAUGUUUAGAGUAGGGCUUGUAAGGACUUACACAUGAACUGGCGCUGGAUGACGUCUCUUCAUAGCCCAGAUCCUGAUCACAAAAUAUGUGACGUCUUACAAAUGUUGACCUAAAAUGGAGAGUGGUCAAAUGUGUGCGUAUCAAUGGCUGCCUAGAGUUUUGUUAAAAGUCUGAAGGACUUGGACUUUGGCUUUGGUUGAAUGACAGCGCCAUGGUAUCAGGGAAAUGUUUAGUUAAAUGCUUUCUGCAAAUACUGUUGCAUGAGUUUGAAAACAUGAUGAUAUUGAUGUGUAAAAUGCAUCAUCCCUUUGAGUUUGCAGCAUUGGACACUAAACACACUUGACAUUUACAUUUUAGUCAUUUAAGCAGACGCUCUCAUCCAGAGCGACUUACAGUUAGACGUUUGUAAUAACAAAGGCUGUUGCAUCUCGCCAUUCAGACAAUGUUUGUGUUUUUUUUGUGUGAAUCUUAACAAUAUGUUUGUGGUUCAUUAGCCAAAGAGAAAGAUCAGAGGAGGAUUCAUGUGCCCAAAGCAUAGGGCAAGGGCCCCUACCAGAAUACAGCUUUGUCUCACAAAGGGAGGAACAUUGAAAUAUUUAUAUACAAAUAUAGAUAGAUAUUUACACUACUGCAAUGUUUUCAACUGUCUUAUUAUUAUGUAUAAAUGCAGGAACAGAUUAUAUCAAUGGAGAAUAAGAUCACAAGUAAACUAAGCAUAUUUUUGAUGAUCGUUUGUUUGAUUUCAUGGAGUAUACCCUGUGACGGGUGACGGAUGUACCUGAAAGGCUAAUUAAACAGUAUGUCAGUG